Molecule: messenger RNA, 504 nt
Organism: Brassica napus (rape)
Lineage: Eukaryota; Viridiplantae; Streptophyta; Magnoliopsida; Brassicales; Brassicaceae
Product: malate synthase, glyoxysomal-like
Exons: 3
Coding region: 1-504 (167 amino acids)
Biological process (GO): glyoxylate cycle
Cellular component (GO): cytoplasm
Molecular function (GO): malate synthase activity
Source: RefSeq, a predicted model, not a curated record
AUGGCAACUAUAUUUGGUAUGCGUUUGAGAACUAAGCUUAAAGAAUGCUUGCCUCUCCACUAUAAGGUUGAUAUCAGACUCAUGCCGAUGAACAUUCAGAUCAGAGCAGAGGGUCUAAGGCUGAACAGACGUGUGGGGAUCGAAUACUUAGCAGUGUGGCUAACACGAUCAGGAUCUGUCCCACGCUAUAACCUGAUGGAAGAUGCGGCUCCAGCUGAGAUAAGUCGUGUCCAGAACUGGCAAUGGAUUAGGUAUGAAGUGGAGUUGGACGGAGAUGGGCUUGGAGUCAGGGUGAACAAAGAGUUGUUUGAGAGAGUUGUGGAAGAAGAGAUGGAAAGAAUCGAGAAAGAAGUUGGUAAAGAUAAGUUUAAGAAAGGAAUGUAUAAGGACAACUGCAAGAAGUUUACAAAGCAAUGUACUGCAAGUGAGCUUGAUGAUUUUCUUACACUUGCUGUUUAUGAUCAUAUUGUAGCUCACUACCCAAACAAUGUGUCAAGGCCCUGA